AUUAGCGGAAAAGGUAACAUCAGAAAUCAAAACUUUUUGAUUUUGAAUAUCGAUUCUAUUAUUUAGCUAUCAAAUUAUUAUCAAAACCUCUACGAGACCCUGAUGUAAUUAGUUGCUCAUCAUUAGUUUCAAGAUUUUCAUUCCAUUCAAGUUAAUAUGUUCAAUAAUUUGACUCUUACACAUUUCAUUAUCAUUGGUGUUGUUGGUCUUGUGGCCACAACGAUCAUUGUGGGUACCGUUAUUUCAACGAAGAUGAAUAAAUCUUCAAGUCCUACAAAAUUGGGUAAACUCGAAAUAAUUUCAGCUAAAACUGAAUGGAAACUUUUUGAAUCGGGAUCAGUAUUACUGGACAAUGUAUUCGUCGGUGGUAGUAACAGUGAUGGAGGAUCGAUCUAUGUGUGCAGGGUAAAUUCAUCGAUAGCGAGUGAACUUUUACCAGGAAUGUAUGACCCAGUUCAAGGUUCUUGCCAAAUGACCUGGGGAGGAAAAACUUAUAGUUAUUCUAAGUUUGAUCUUUUGACGACAAAUGACCCUUCGUCUCUGGUUUGGUUGGGCAAUAAGGAUGGUGAUGUUUCAUUGGGCAGUAUAGUGGGUGGACUAUCUGAUCGUAGCGAUGAACUGAAUAUAGCCCGAGCCAUGAUUUCAGGAGGUCAGGCAAUCGGUAAAGUACAUGGGAGACACUCGAAAGCGUAUGUACCCUUUGCAGGGAAAGAAACGGAAAUUUUCUCAUACGAAGUACUUUGUAGUUUUGAUUACAAAUUAUAAUCACAAUCAAAUGAAUAACGAUUCAAUAAAAUCUAAUUUAUUCCAUUAACAAUCUUACAGAUUAU
Messenger RNA from Panonychus citri (citrus red mite), 830 nucleotides. RefSeq lists its product as uncharacterized. The record is from RefSeq and is a predicted model, not a curated record. Lineage: Eukaryota; Metazoa; Arthropoda; Arachnida; Trombidiformes; Tetranychidae. The transcript is spliced from 2 exons. Bases 157 to 765 code for a protein of 202 amino acids.